Molecule: messenger RNA, 6615 nt
Organism: Thlaspi arvense
Lineage: Eukaryota; Viridiplantae; Streptophyta; Magnoliopsida; Brassicales; Brassicaceae
Source: the annotation of a GenBank genome assembly
AUGACGAGUAAAGUCUCCUCUAGUGGAGAGCUGUUGAGCCGGUGGAGGAGAAUCGAGGAAGACGAAGAGGAGAAUGACGGUUCUGAUCCCUCUACACUGCGGCGUCUCAACCAGCGCAAAGAACAAUGGUUUACAGAUGCAUUCACUUUAUUGAUAUCUUUGCCGAGAGAUACUCAUAUUUGGUGUGGGUAUGGCGAUGUAAUGGGGCCUCUUCUUGAGACAUUCUACAAUUUCUUUAAAGAUGAUAGAGAUGAUUCACCUCUUAAGGUCUUGUGGAAGAGAAUCUCUGGAGAGAUGCGGCUUUGUGCCCAAUGCAUUUGUCAGCACCAUCAGACGCAGGAGAUGUAUGAAAAGGAGUAUGAGUGCGCUUCUGUUGGUCCACUACUUGCCGUGUUGCGAAAACUUGAUGAGGAAAGGGUGACUACUCACUUGCAAGAGAUCAACUCGAAAGUAGAAAAAGGAACAUAUGAUCCAGAUCAUCAUCAUGCAGAAGUUGUUAGUGUAAUGUACGAGGUUUUGAUGUUUCCGUUCUUCUUUGACGAUAUGUCCUUAUGCGCUGAGUUUGAGAAAUUCAUUGAGUCAAUCGACAACAUUCAUGAGCUUGCAUUUGCUGAGAAUCAAGAAUUUCCGGGUGUGUAUGCACUCCUUUUUCUCAAUAGAAGGGUGCGUGUAAUUGGUUACCGCUUGGCCAGGGCCAUGGGGAAGUUGAGGUCAGCAGCCCAGUUGGAACGCCUUCAGCCAUUGCUCAAGAAAUUCAUUGGAAUUCUGGAGAUGGAGGGACUGCCUUCUGCAUCUCAGGAACCGAGGCCGCGGAUUUAUCUAGACCGCUCAUCUAUAUGGCUUGGGAUGACAUCAUUGCUUGAGUUCUUAGAAGGCCCUGCUUUUGAAGAGGGGAUAUUGGAGCCUUAUCCCAUUUUUGUUGAUACAGUGUUGAAUCAUAUAAGCGGUGAUUCACCUGAAUUUUCGCUGGCUGUUAAUUGCCUGAAAGAGCUAUUUAAGACACUUGGUAUGUCCCUUGAGGCUUUGCGAGAUGGUGAGCAUGAAAAGCAACGUAGACACUUUCUCUACUUUCUCCUUCAUCAGGUCCCAGUUAGCAGUAACUUCAGCGUUUUAGCUAGAAGAAUUGGCCACAAGAUUGCUCUUCUUAUUGUACUUAGAGGUUACACGAUGAACCCACCCUGUCCUCCCUUUGAGUGCGCACACAUGUGGGGACCAUCUCUUGUGUCGUCGUUUAAAGAUUCUUCACUUCAUAUUUCAUUGCGACAACCUGCUAUUGAUCUUGUCCAAGCUAUACUGGUAUCUGAUGCAACGGCCCUACUAGCUUCGCUGCUACGUAAUAAUUCUGGUACAUAUAUGGGCAAUGAGGUAAAAUAUGACGAAGAUGACAGUAAUCUUCCCUUUUCCCAUGCUGUGGAAGAUGUAAGUGAUCGUCCGUGGAGUUACUUUACCCAGCAGAGCAAAAUUACUCUUGGGGAGUGCAAAGAGUGGAUGUGCAUUCCGAUGCUCUGGAUUACUACUCUUACAAAUACAAAUCUUCUAAACGUUCCAGUAUCGGUAUCCCAAGCAGUAUUUUGGUCUCGAUCACGUUUUUGUUUGGUAGAAUCUGAAAAGAGUGAUGAGAUGACGGUUGAUAUCGAAACUUGGCUUUCAUCUUCUGCUGUUGAAAUCAAAGGCACGCUUGGAUGGAAGGUAGCUACAGGAUCUGAUGACGGGGGGCCAGGAAAGGAGUCCAAAAACUCUGUGACAGUAUCAAAGAUGUGUCUUACGUUGAUACGAACACUGAAAAGAUUGACCACUUGUUUUCUGGUCCAAAUGGGCGAAGACUGUCGAAAACAGUGGACCUGGGUACCAGGGAUGGCCGAAACCUUCAUCCUUUCUCUUUCAGACCCAGAUGAUAAUAUAAGGCAGUUUGGAAAGUCUAUGCUGGAACACGUUUCAAAUACCAGAGGUCUGUCUUGUGGGCUGAAGUUUCUCUGCUCUCAAAGUUCGCAUCUCCUAUUUGUUUUUUCCGGAGUUAGACAUGUUUUACAGCAGGUACAUUUGAGCUCUGUUCUACAAAGCUUUCAGAUCCUGCACCAUUUUUUUUUUUUAUUAUUCAAGUUGCUGAAGGAAGAGGAUGUCGGGAUUACUGGCACUGUGAAGAGUUCCGCAGGGGGAUUCUUGACGCAACCUGACUUUAAUGCUCCUCCUGUGAUUGAGGGCAGAAGUUCCUUGAGUGCUACCCAGGAGUUGCUGAAGUUUCUCUACUCGCUGGCAGAAGUUGCCUGGGGCGCGAUAAGGAAGUGCUUAGCUGAGGGAAAGGCUUUCAUCCAUCAAAAUCUUUACCAGUUGACAUGUGUACGUUUGCUUGAGAUUCUUCCUGUCGUUCUGGGAAAACUUAGACUAAGCCGUGAAGAGUCCUGUGCUACUAGAGGAACUUUGAAAGAUGCAUCUGAUCUUAAAUGGCUUCCUGAUCUCAUCGAUUGGGGAAGGUCACAACUUAAAGUUGUUGUUGCAUAUUGGAGGCGAGCAUUAUUGGCUUUGCUAGACAUCUUACAAGGAUCAAAGAGUGACGCUUGUUCCUCGGCAGUGCAGGCUAUCAGACGUGUUCUAUCUGCUGAUGAUCUUGACAUCGAGCAAUUAGCAGAACAGAUCUCACGCCUUGUUCCCAAGGCAAAUGAGUACCAGAUUCUCAAACCUGUUGAUGUUGUUGGCAAAGAACCAGAUAAUAUGAUGGAUAUAACGGAGGAUGAGACUGAGAAGGAAUCAUUGAAGAAUUUACCUAGUCUGCAGAAGUCUCACCAACUUGAUACUAUUAAAACUCUUCCACCUAUCAAAAGCGUCUCACAGGUUACCUCUCUGAAGAAGACUACUCCUAGUAUUGGUACUUCAAAGUUUUCCGCAACAGUUGUCUCAGAGAAAGAUGUUUCAGUAAGCUCCAGCAAUAUUGUUAGGGACCUUCCCACCACAAACGCUGAACCAAGCAAGGUUGGUAGUAUGAAUAGGGAAGCAGAUAAUAGACAGAAUGUGGGAGGUCCUCUUUCAUUUGAUAACAGAGCCAACUUAAAGAAUGUUACUGAUGAAGUCAUCUCUCGUGUAACUUCAAAAGGGGCCCAGAAAUCUGCGAUUUCCAACACAAAAGGCGUGGAUUUGAGAAAGGUCGUUAUUGAGACGGAGGUUGAUCCACUGGACUUGGCACUUAAAUCUCUGAAACCACAGUCACUACCCCUGGCAAAACCAGGGCCCAUUGUUCCCAAACGACAAGUCAUUCAACUUUGUGCACCUGUAAAUAAGAAAUCCGAUCGUUGGCAGAGGCAAGAAGCCGGAUUUAAAAGAUUCAGGCCACCGAGGCUUGAAGAUUGGUUUAGAAAGAUUUUGCAAAUGGACUACUAUGCAGUAGUGGGAUUGGCGUCAACGAAUAAAGAUGAGAAUAAGAAUGUCGGAAAGUUUAGGGAAGUUCCAGUGCGCUUCGACUCACCUGAACAAUAUAUACAGAUUUUCCAGCCCUUGGUUCUAGAAGAGUUUAAAGCACAGUUGCAAAGUUCCUUCCAGGAGAUAUCGUCAUUGGAGGAGAUAUAUUAUGGUGUUCUGUCAGUUUUAUCGAUUGAAAGGGUAGACGAUUUUCACUUUGUUCGUUUUAUGCAAGACGAAAAUGAUGACCCCAACUCGAAAAGUUUCUCUGAGAAUGACUUGGUUUUGUUCACAAAAGAGCAUCCAGAAAACAGUAAUGUCGGUGUUAAUAUGAUUGGAAAGGUGGAAGGACGGGAAUGGGAUGAUAAAAAACGGUCCAGUAUUUUGAAUGUACGCUUGUAUCUUCAGAAUGCGUUUUCACGACUUAAUCAAGCUAGAAGGAAUCUCUUGGAACGUAGCCAGUGGCAUGCAAGUCGCAUUCUAAACAUUACAUCCCAAGUUCGAGAGUUUCAAGCUCUGUCAUCCAUUAGGGAUAUUCCUAUCCUUCCUGUGAUCUUAAGUCCUAUGAGCGACUCUAGCUAUGAUUCUGAAAUAAAAAAAUCAGAUCUGCGUUCACUACCACAUUCGCUACAGCAAAUACUCAAAUCAUCUUUCAAUGAGAGUCAGCUUCAGGCUAUUAGUGUUGCCAUUGGCUCAUCCACUUUGACGAAGGCUCUUGACAUUUCACUUAUUCAGGGCCCUCCGGGAACUGGAAAGACUCGCACUAUUGUUGCCAUUAUUAGUGGCUUGCUUGCAUCUAUUUCACGUAGAACAAGUGACAAUGGAAAUUCUGAGCAAGAUCAUAGCUCUUCUGCAACUUUUAGGCAGAGAAUGAAUCCGAAUGUGGCUCUUGCAAGGGUAUGGCAAGAUGCAGCUCUGGCUAAACAACUAGAGGCUGAUGGGGAAACAAAUAAAAAGAUGGCAGAAAAAAUUGGCAGAGGAAGGGUAUUGAUUUGCGCUCAGUCAAACGCUGCAGUUGAUGAAUUAGUUUCAAGAAUAUCUAGUCUAGGCAUUUAUGGCAGGGAUGAGAAGAUGUUCAAACCGUAUCUUGUGAGGGUCGGAAAUGCGAAAACUGUUCAUCCAAAUUCAAUGCCCUUCUUUCUGGAUACUCUUGUUGAACAGCGUUUAGCUGAGGAGAGAAUGCGGAUAGACAAAGCUAAGAGUAACAAGGCUGCAGAUUCUUCUGCGUUGCUGCGCUGUAAUUUAGAAAAGGUCGUUGAUCAGAUCACCCAAUUUGAAGCCAAGCGUGCAAACUUAAACCAGGAAAGUUUAGACGCCAAAGAGAAGCUGGGGAAUAAAAACCUCCACAAAGAUGAUGAUGGCAAGCCAAUGUCUGAUGCAGAGCUAGGGAUAAGACUGCGGCGGCUAUAUGAGCAAAAGAGAAAAAUUUACAAAGAUCUUAGUGCGGUUCAGGCUCAAGAGAGAAAAGCUAACAAUGAAAUUAGAGCAUUGAAACAUAAAUUGAGGAAGUCCAUUCUCAAAGAAGCUCAAAUAGUCGUUACAACCUUAAGUGGCUGUGGAGGAGAUUUGUAUAGUGUGUGUGCUGAAUCUUUAUCAGCCCAUAAAUUUAGCACUCCAUCUGAAGAUAAUUUAUUCGAUGCCGUAGUGAUCGACGAGGCAGCUCAGGCUCUGGAGCCAGCUACAUUGAUUCCUCUACAGCUGUUAAAGUCAAGAGGAACGAAAUGCAUAAUGGUUGGAGAUCCAAAGCAGCUUCCAGCAACCGUUCUCUCCAACAUUGCCAGCAAGUUUUUGUAUGAAUGCAGCAUGUUUGAACGCUUACAAAGGGCUGGAUACCCUAUCCUCAUGCUUACCCAGCAGUGUCUGGAACUUGGGCUUACAAUUUAUCUUCUUUCUCUGUUAAAACAGUAUAGGAUGCAUCCAGACAUUUGCCGAUUCCCAUCUAUGCACUUCUACGACAAUAAGUUGCUAAAUGGUGUUGACAUGUCAAGUAAAUCAGCCCCUUUUCACGAGAAUCACUAUCUUGGACCAUAUGUCUUCUAUGAUAUUGUUGAUGGCCAAGAGCAUCGAAGUGGGGAUUCUAGCUCCGUGUGCAAUGAACAAGAAGCUGAAGCUGCUGUUCAACUGCUUAGAUUUUUCAAAAAGAGAUAUCCCUCUGAAUUUGUCGGUGGAAGGAUUGGCAUCAUUACCCCCUAUAAACGUCAACUUGCGGUUUUGCGUUCUCGUUUCACUAGUGCAUUUGGAUCUCAAGUAGCAGCAGAUAUGGAACUGAAUACUGUGGAUGGGUUUCAAGGCAGGGAGGUUGACAUAUUAGUGUUAUCCACUGUAAGAGCUACUCAUUCUGCUCCUGAUGGGAGCAAUCAAAGUCGGAUUGGUUUUGUUGCAGAUGUUAGACGCAUGAAUGUUGCUCUCACAAGAGCCAGGCUCUCCCUUUGGGUUUUGGGUAAUACACGAACCUUGCAAAGAGACCAUAACUGGGGUGCUCUUGUGAAAGAUGCAAAAGAAAGAGAAGCCAUUAUACCAGUUAAGAGACCGUACAACUGCAUGUUUGGCGACAAAAAGACGGAACAGAAGCAUUUUGAGAAUCUUCCAAAGAAUUGUCCUGAGCCUGAGAAACAUCAUUUGGGCCGCAGAGAACAGAGAGCAGAGAUAUCCUCUGAUAGAAAAAUGAGGAAAUCUGAUGGAGAUGCUGUGCCUCUCUCGUCAAAAGGAUCAGAGAGCAAGCAGAGCAGACGAAAAGCCAAAGAAGAAGCUUCUUCUCAAAGGGAAAAACUAGCUGCAAGCAGCGAGAAAGCAACAUCCGAAGUGAAUCCUAGGCGGAACCAAGAAAAGAGAGACAAAAUGAAAGGUACAGAGAAAAGCAGCAAUCCAGGGAAUAUGGGUGUAAAUAGUUCCAAGAAUGAAGAUCCGAAUGAUUUGAAGAAAUCUAAGAAGGCUUCAUCAAAGCUUGACAGUAGCAAAAGGGCAAACCCCACUGAUGAAACUGAACAGAGAGGGAAACAAAUAAACAAAGGCAAUGCUUCUAAUCAAGGAGGUGUUGAAGACAUGAUAUCCAAACGGAAACAACAGCGUGAAGCUGUUGCUGCCAUUCUAAACACGUCUCUGAUUCCGUCACAUAAGCCCAAACCUCCAAAGCGACCUUUGUCUCCAAAUUCAACUGCAAGCACCCACACGAGACCGGCUAAAGCGAUCAAAGAAUCCACCAGGAACAACACUAAACAAAGAUAA